AUGGUGAAAGCGGCAGCCGCGCAGGCUGGAGUGAGCCUGAUGUACUAUUCUUUAGAGGGAGGUGUGAGCUACCCAAGCGCUGUGGUCACAAUGGAUGGUGUGAAAUCCUCCGUGUCCUUUGAGACCGAGGAGGCCCUGGCACCCAUCCACAUGGACGACAUCCGGAUGAGCAGAGUAAGGGACACUCUGCUGCGGCACGGCUACAUCCAGGACGGGCAGCGCUCCAUCAUGGCGGCCGAGAUAGCAAAGUUCUUCCUCUUCAACAAUCUGGGCCCCCUGGUGGUCUACCCCCUCUGGCGGGGGCUCGCCCAAGUGGAUGAUGCACUUGCCUCUUGUCCCGCCAGAGAGUGGGUGCGAGACCCAGGGGACUGGGUCUACGUCGAGCCCGUGGGCUCGCAGGGCUCCGGCACCGCCCUGCGGCGCCGCGCCGGGACGUCCCAGGCCGCCCGCCUGGCGAGCGGGGGGGGCCCCUUCCUGCUGCGCAGCUCGCCGGGGCUGGUGCGGGAGGUGCUGUGCCGGAUGGGCUUCCUGGAGAGCCCGGUGGCGCGCUGGGCGAGCGUCGGGGGCUUCUGCGUGGUCAACGGCCGGAGGCUGCAGAAGUGCGGGGUUGACGUGCGGGGCUUGGACGCGGAUGGCUGCGAGGCGGCGCUGCGGGGCGUGUUCGGAUUGCAGGCCAUGCGCCAGCAGUGGAGGACGCCGCCCUCGGACCAGAAGGUGCGCGAGGCGCUCUGCGCCGCCGGGCUGCUGCCCGCGGCGGGCGCCCCGCGCGCGGAGGUGCAGCGCGCCGCUCGGGCGUGGCUGGCGCAGCGGGGCGAGGCGGCGCCGCCCGCCGGCGGCUACCUGGAGUGCGUGGCCCGGGUGGUGCGGCACAUGCCCGGGGGGGGCGGCCGAGGGCAGAAUGGGAUCGUCCGCGCCUCUCGGGCCGCGGAGCGUGGGGGGAAGGCCGCCUCCUACAGCCACAGCACCGACUGCUUGACGCGGGUCCACGAGCUCAACAUAUGGGCGGAGGCGCUGCACUCCAGGUGCAUGUCCCUGGCGCCAGUGGAGGAGGCGGCGCCGCCGACCUGGGCGGCGGUCGUGUCGCCGGGCGCUGGGCGCCUGGACCUGCGCGGCGCGCUGCAGGCGCUGCUGGACGGCGGGCUGCCAGAGUGCCCGCUGGGCAUGCUCUUCGUGGCCGUGGUGCUGCACGCCGAGUGCCUGGCCGGCGGCCUCUCCUGGUGCGCGGAGCAGCUGCAGGUGGACGACCUCCGCGGAGGCCGCUCGGCCCUGGCCGAUCUGCUCGUCGAGGCGGUGCAGCUCCUGCUGCGGGCGUUCUCCGUGGAGCAGCUGCUGGGCACCGCGUGGCCGGUGCUGGCCGCGCUGGACGAGCUCGGCGCGCCGCCGCAGCUCGACGCGGAGCUGAGUUGCGAGGGGCUCGACGCGCCGGUCCUCGACUGGCCGCGCCUGAGGCGGGCCUUCUCUCCAGGGGCGGACUGGUUUCACGACGCGAGGCCGCUGGUCUACGACCCACGGCUCCAGGCCGACUGGGUGACCGCGAUCGGGGAGUGCACGUACGGCUUUGCGAUGGUGUCGCUGUGGAAGCUGGUGGUCUGCGCCGAGACGCAGGCCGAGUGCGUGAGCCAAUACGCGAUAUUCGUGGACGAGCUCAUCCAGAAGAGCGACUGGCGCGAGGUGGCCGGCAGCGGCUGGGGCCUCUUCGGCUUCCUCGCCCGCGCUAGGGGCGGCAUCAAGCGGCACGAGUACCGCAUAGACUUCCUGCCGCACGAGCUGCAGGGGACGGGCUGGGCAUGGCCUGGCGCCUCGCUGAUCGGCCCGGCUGUCUGGGGCAGGCUGGCGGAGGCGGUCUCGGACGGCCGCGCGUCUGCCGCCUUCGCGGGCGUGCUGCGGUCCGUGCUCGCCGGCGUGCCCCGCCCCUACGCCGAGGAGCGCGCCGCGGGCGCCCCGACGGUUCGGCACUUCCUGUACAUCACCAUGGUGUUCGGGCCCCAGUACGUGCCGUACAUCCAUCGGUUCGCUGAGCGGGCGAGCUCCCUGGGGAUCUCCAACCUCGUCUCGGGCGGCGAGGCUCGCUGCGUGCAGGGCACGCCCUCCAUCCUGAACAAGUUCACGCUGCCGCUGGCGUAUCUGCGCCUGGGGGUGGACGUCUUCUGGCUUGACUUCGACGUCUUCUUGAUGCGCGACCCCACCGCAGCAGUGCUGAACACGGCCCGCGAGCGCGGUGCGGACCUGCUCGUCAGUGGCUCGUUCGCAGACGACUGCAUCUGCAGCGGGCUGGUCUUCUUUCGGGCCACAGACGUUGUCUCGGAGUGGCUGCUGCUUGUUCUCUCCUGGAUGUACGAGCAUGUGUACACCCACGACCAGCAGGCCUUCAGCGCAUUCCUCGCUGGUCGGCCCGAUGAGGACAACGCGACGACGCCAGAGCGCAUCUCCGCGUCUAAGCUAUUUCGUCUGUACCUGAACCCGGAGGUGCCGCGGUGGGCCCUGCUGGACCCCGUGACAGAGUUCGUUUCCGCGAGGGUGCUUAACACGACUGGCUGGACGGGCGACGUGGACCGGAUGUACAUCUUCCAUUUCCUCCACGGCGACUCCGAGGUCAACAGAGAGCACAACGCCUAUGGCUGGAACGCGAAGCACGGCAUGGCAAAGUCAGGCCGCUCCAUCCUGGACACCUUCUACAAUCAGAGCGACGCUGCGCUGUACAGCGAGCCGGGUGCGCCCCACGAGCGCAAUGCCGAGAUCCGCCAGCCCCGCCAUGGAAAGAACCAGCCUCCUGGGAGCACCAAGGAGCACCGCUCUGGCCUUACGAAGGUUGUUUACAGCAAGAAUCCGAGGAUUCAUAAGGCUUACGACGUCGAUUCGAAGAAGCUCGGUGAGGGAGGCUGCGGUGCGGUGCAUCGCGCGACCCAGCGCGCGUCGGGCAGGGAGCGUGCCGUAAAGUGCAUGAGUAGUCAAAGCCCGCACCAGGCCCUGCACUGCAGGCGGGAAAUCUCGAUCAUGGGUUCUGCCGACCAUCCCAACAUCGCCAAAUUAAUGGAGACGUUCCAGGACGGCAAGUACACGUACUUGGUGAUGGAAUUGUGCAGAGGAGGCGACUUGUUGUCGAGGAUGGUGGCCUGUGGCGGUUCACUCUCAGAAGAGUAUGCCGCGAUGGUACUUCAGCAGAUCUUUCGAGGCACACUCUAUCUGCACCAGUGCUCGAUCGCUCAUCGUGAUCUCAAGCCUGGCAACCUGCUCUUUGCGAACGAUGGCCCCGUGCGCGGCAACACUUUGAAGAUCAUCGACUUUGGCCUGGCGCGUAAGUUCGCCGCCGGGGAGAUGCUCGCGACGAAGGUGGGGACGCCGUCCUUCGUGGCGCCCGAGGUACUAGCGGGGACGGGCUACGACGAGCAGUGCGAUAUCCGGCAGCCUGCGAAGGUGUCGAGGGGGCGCUUCAGCUUCGUCCCGAGGCACUGGGCGCCAGUGUCCCCGAACGCCAGGGCGCUUGUCUCGAAGCUUCUGUGCAAGGAUCCGCAGAGGCGGCCGACGGCGUCGCUGGCGCUCAGCGACGACUGGCUGAGGUGCUGGGCAGAUGCGGAGAGGGGCACCAUUCCCUGCGGCCUCGUGGAGAGUCUGCGCAGGUUCCGGUCCGCGGACGUGCUCUCGAGAGCGGCCCGCCACGUCCUCGCUGGGCUGCUGGACGACGUCGAGGCGCGCGCCGCCCGCGGCGCGUUCCUGGCCCUGGACCGCGACGGGGACGGGCGGGUCUCCCAGGCCGAGCUGCGAGAGGGCCUCGGGCGCAGCGGCUUCGAGCUCUCGGAGCAGGAGCUGCUGGAGAUCUUCGAGGGCGUGGACGCUGAUGGCAACGGCACCAUCGAGUACACGGAAUUCUUGGCCGCCACGGUCGACAGGAGCACGCGCCUGAAGGAGGGCAUGUGCCAGGAUGCCUUCGAUGUCUUCGACUGGAACGGGGACGGACGCAUCUCUCGCAAGGACCUGAUGCACGUCCUGCGCAAUUGUCGCCUCUCCGAGGCCGUCGGUGCCGAGAUCCAGGACAUUGUUGACGCACUAGAGCACAACGAAGGCGGCAGUCUGAGCUUCACGGAGUUUACCGAUAAGUUGUCCAGUUGA
Prorocentrum cordatum is the source of this 4107-nucleotide messenger RNA. Lineage: Eukaryota; Dinophyceae; Prorocentrales; Prorocentraceae. The record is from the annotation of a GenBank genome assembly.